Molecule: messenger RNA, 3275 nt
Organism: Clarias gariepinus (North African catfish)
Lineage: Eukaryota; Metazoa; Chordata; Actinopteri; Siluriformes; Clariidae
Product: copper chaperone for superoxide dismutase-like
Exons: 8
Coding region: 78-887 (269 amino acids)
Biological process (GO): removal of superoxide radicals
Molecular function (GO): copper ion binding
Source: RefSeq, a predicted model, not a curated record
GUUUUGAACAGUUGGUUGUUGCUUCACAGCAGGAGUAGAGAGUGUGUGUAUCAGAGGUAUACAGUAUAUCUGUAGAAAUGGAGACAGAUCGAGCCGCUACAUUGGAGUUUGCAGUGCAGAUGAGCUGUGAGAGCUGCGUGCGGGCUGUUAAAGGUGCACUAGAAAACCAGCCUGGCGUGCAGGCAGUACAGGUGGACUUGGCUCGGGAGGAGGUUUUGGUUGAGACAUCACUUUCCACUCGAGCGGUUCAGGAUCUGAUUGAGAGCACGGGCAGGAGAGCCGUACUCAAGGGCAUCGGGGGAUCACAACCAGACCUGGGCGCAGCUGUGGCUAUGCUAAGCGGGACGGGGGCGGUGCAGGGCGUGGUCCGGUUCCUGCAGUUAUCUGAGAAGCGAUGUUUGAUUGAUGGCACAAUUGACGGCUUAGAGCCCGGUGCUCACGGCCUUCACGUGCAUGAACUUGGAGACCUCACACAGGACUGCAUGAGUUGUGGUGAUCACUAUAACCCAUAUGGGAAGCAGCACGGAGGCCCACAAGACACAGAAAGGCAUGUUGGUGAUUUGGGAAACGUGCAGGCCGGAGCAGACGGCAGAGCCACGUUCAGACUGGAGGACUCGCAGCUGAAGGUGUGGGACGUGAUCGGUCGGUCGCUGGUGGUGGAUUCAGGAGAAGAUGAUCUGGGAAGAGGAAAUCACCCUCUGUCCCGACAAACAGGAAACUCAGGCCUGAGAUUGGCGUGUGGGAUCAUUGCUCGUUCGGCAGGACUCUUUCAGAACCCCAAACAGAUCUGCGCCUGUGACGGAGUCUCACUCUGGGAGGAGAGAGAUCGUCCGAUAGCGGGCAAAGGCCGCCAAAAAGUCCCAGACACACCAUCUGCCAAUUUAUAAUCCUGAGACCACUUAUCAUAGUAAUAAUGAGUGAAUGAAUUAAUGAAUGAAUGAAUGCACGACAGAUUGCACUUAAUGAAGAGACUUAAUGAUCAGACCAAAUAUAUUGUUGAUUACCAAUCAGUACCCUUUAUACAGUACCAUCUCUGAAUGUUGCCUGGUUCUUUCUCUGGCAGUUUUUGAUCACAACAGUGCUGAGAGUGAUGUCAUAGUAGAGGUACACAUGAAAAUUUAUGUAAAGCAUGGUGACUGAGGUCUGUGUGCAGGGAAGAAAGGCAUUUCUUUCUCUACAGUUAUGGUUAAAAAGCCUUCACACAGCUGUAGGGUAAUACACGCACAGUUUUCAAUUUUAUCUUUAUUUAUGUAGGAUUAGAUAUGUUGGAUACGUUUCUCGAAGAAAACUGAAAAACUGUUAAUGCUCCAUUAAAAUACACUUAUGGUCUGAAAUCCACAGUUGUUGAAAUCCAUAAGUAAAUGUUUAAUAUAUGUAGCUUCAUAAGACUGACUCUAGAAACUAUCCCUCUCAUAUUGUGGAGUUUGAUCUCUUUUGAACAAAUGGGUUCCUUAUCCAUACAAAAAUUAUGUCAUAACCAUUUUGUUAAACAAUUAUUACUUUUUUGACAUUUUAACUCAAUUUUUCUACGUAAUUUAGUCGGGUCAAGUUCUCACCCGUCUUAUGAGGGCAGGCCUACACGCUUCCCCUUGCUGGUCACGCACCAUAACACACACCGAGGACAGCACUAUCUGCCUCCUUCUGCUUGUGUGAUCAGUGAUUGAUGUGGGAGUGUGAGUAAGCCACUUCCCCUUCCCAGGAGAGCAUGCCCAAUCUUCUGUCUAGGCUCCUAGUUACUGAUGGCUGUGGCAUCACCUGGGAAAAGAACUCACCAUCUUAAGGCCGAUUGUGUCUUUGCUGAGCCACUCCUUAUCCUAUAAAUUAGUUUUAAGUAAACUCUCCUAGAGUAAAUCAACAGUAUGUUAAUGCACAAGUGACACAACAGAAAUGUGUUCACUGUGUUGUCUAGGGGGGAAAAUGCUGUAGUCUCUCUGUGGGAGGGGCCUACUUUCAUAAUUUUUCCUGUCAAUCACAGUGACCCUAGCCAAUCACAUGCGAUCAUGUAUGCUAUAGGGUAGCAGAUAGCACUUAUUUUCUGAUUGGAGCAAUGUAUGGCAUUUCAAAGAGUGUGUUUGGUUGGUGUUGUGUGUCCCAGAGAAAGCAUCUAUUAAGUUAUAAUAUAAUAGCAGAGAGAUAAAUGAUGUGUGGGGAGAAAAUUGGGUGAAAAAAGCACAAGUCCUUUAUAAUAGUAAACACAGAUCGACUCUAAUCUUGCACUGAAGUGCACGAGGAGUGUUCAAGUCAAACCAGGACUUUUGAUUGUGCAGAAUGACAGAGCACAGUGAUGAGAGGAAAAACUCCCUUUAUUUCUAUAUAUAAUACCCUGCUACACUAAUGCACUUAUCCCAGUGGUUUACUUGUAUGUGGACACGUCAUGGUAGAAAGUUUUCUCAGUACACCAGAGCCAUGAUCGGACUUCCUGACUCACUGGCCUCCCAGUAAGUCCUCUAAUGGCCCUUUCCUUUAAUGAAAAAAACAGCCUGUUUUGAUGAACAAGGGCAUCCUGUUUCGCAGGACAAUGCAUGACCUCAUCCUGCUCACCACACCACUUGCAUAUUACAGGAAUUCGGCUGGGAGUCAUUGCCACAUCCCUCGCUCAGUCCUGACCUUGCUCCAAGCUAUUUUUAUAUUUUAAGGCAAUUAAAGGAGUUCCUGGGAGGCCAGCAUUUCUGAGAUGUGUGCAUUAUUGUAGCAGGAGAUUAUAUAAACAUCAUAAUUUAACUCUCAUAACUAUGUUCUGUUAUUCUGCACAAUCAAAAGUCCAGGUUUGACUUGAACGUCCCUUGUAAAAGCACUCAAUUAUAAAAACAUCCAUUCCAAAUAAUAUUGUUGUUUUAUAAUGUUUUUUUUUUUUUUUUCAAUCAUGAUUUACAUAAAACAUCCCGGUACAGUCUUGUGAUCUUUAUUUAAUGUUUAAUCUAGAAAGAACAUUUUGUGUCCUAAAGCACUAAAGUUAGACUUUACCCAGAACUGUAAAAAAAGGGUUUAAAUUUUACUAAAUUAACACAAUUUAGGUUUUUUUUUAAAAAGUUGGUUAAUUUAAAUCUGGAUCCACUUAAGUAAUUAAUAAGGAUUAAAGAACCCACAUAAACCCUAAAAUUGAGACUAAAUAUGUCUCAUACAUAAUUAGAUCAAGUCAUAUUUUCCAAAUGCUGAUUCUUGCCUUUUUAUCAUUCGUUAGAUCUGUUCCUAGCAGCAGUGGUUCGUUUCUUCCAUUUUCACUGUUAUUAAUAUAUAAAGUAAUUAAUUUUCCUAAUAAACAUUUUACAAAAUCA